This is a messenger RNA of Talaromyces stipitatus ATCC 10500, 1611 nucleotides long. Its product is annotated as cytochrome P450 alkane hydroxylase, putative. Gene Ontology annotation, molecular function: oxidoreductase activity, acting on paired donors, with incorporation or reduction of molecular oxygen, reduced flavin or flavoprotein as one donor, and incorporation of one atom of oxygen; heme binding; iron ion binding. Bases 1 to 1611 code for a protein of 536 amino acids. The record is from RefSeq and is a predicted model, not a curated record. NCBI's taxonomy places the organism in Eukaryota, Fungi, Ascomycota, Eurotiomycetes, Eurotiales, Trichocomaceae. The transcript is spliced from 3 exons.
AUGAUUGAAGAAGUCCUAUAUGAUCUCUCCCCCUCAAGGGCAGCCUUAUGGCUGGGCCUGGGUCUCUUCGUUCUCUUCUGGAUAUUGAAACUCCGGAAUGCCCGUCAGAUCCACCUCUUGGGAGGAAAAUCCCCAGAGAUUCCGACCUAUCUUCCUGUUGCCGCCGAUUUCAUCUAUGGCUCUACAAAAGCAGCUAAACACCACCAGGACCUAGAGUUCUGGAAAGAGAGCAUGGUUCGCGCUCAGAAAUCAAAUAAGCUGCCUUUCGUCCCUUUUACGGCUGAGAUCAAUCAAUUGAUUUCAAAUCGACUCCUCUUCACUAUUGAUCCGGAAAAUAUCAAGGCCAUCUUGACCGGUCAAUUCAACGACUUUGGCAAGGGAGAGCCCUUCCAUCGGGAAUGGCGAGAGUUUCUAGGCGAUAGUAUCUUUGCUACCGAUGGAGAGCUGUGGUCUUCAUCUCGACAUCUGAUUAGACCCAUGUUCAAUCGGGAUCGUAUUGUCGACACGCAGAUCUUCGAGACGCAUGUGCAGAAACUCAUUCACCUCUUUGGUGGCAGUGGAAAUGCAGAUGGAAGUAAAAUAGUUGAUAUUGGUGGUCUCUAUUUCCGUUUCACUCUGGAUGCCUCCACGGAUUAUCUUCUCGGUCAGGGAACGGAUAGUCUAGAGAAUCCCGAGACCCGAUUUGCCGAAGCUUUCCGCUAUGUGCAAUCACGGCAGGCCAUUUAUUUCAGAAUGGGACCACUCAGCCCACUCCUAUCUCGGAAGAAGUUCCGUGAAGAACUACAAGUCAUGGAAGAUUUCCUCCAACCCUAUAUUCGCACUGUCCUCUCACUCAGUAAUGAAGAACUAGAGAAGAAUCUCUCUAAACGGGAAACGUUCCUCGACGCUCUAGCAAGAUUCACUCGCGACCCUCGUGUCCUCCGCGACCAACUCGUCGCUGUUCUCCUUGCAGGCCGAGACACCACCGCGGGUACACUAUCCUUCUGCACAUUCGAACUAUCUCGCCAUCCAGAAGUCGUCGCCAAGCUCCGCCAGGAAAUUGCUGAACGCGUCGGUGUCGGUGCAGACGCCAAGAUUCCGACAUACACCGACUUGAAAGAGAUGAAAUAUCUGAACGCAGUCAUCAACGAGACUCUCCGCUUCUACCCCGUUGUCCCUUUCAAUGUCCGCUACAGUCUCAAGGAUACAACGCUACCUCACGGCGGCGGUCCCGACGGCGGCUCCCCCAUUGGUAUUCGCGCAGAUACGCGCGUCGUCUAUUCUACACUCCUAAUGCAACGCGAAGAAGCAUUCUACGACCACAGUAAAGCCGAUAAAUACUACGACCCAAACCAAUGGAUCCCCGAACGAUGGACUUCCGGCUGGCAACCAAAACCCUGGCAAUUCAUCCCUUUCAACGGUGGUCCGCGUAUCUGUAUCGGUCAGCAAUUUGCAAUGUUGGAAAUGUUGUAUACGAUCACACGUAUCUUGCAGGUUUAUGGGAAGAUUGUUGCUGUGCCUGUGUCGGGCCAUGAUAAGGUUGAAGAUCCCCUGUUGCAAUUUGAGGUUACUUUGUCGCCUGGCUCGGAGAUGAAUUGUGUCUUUUUGAGGGAAGGGGAAGGUCAGUAUUGA